CAUAACCCAUACGUCGUGGGUAAAAAUAGCGUAUUGGGUAUAUACCCGUAUACCCUCUAAUACACCAAUGGGUAUUACCCGGUAUACUUACCCGUGCCGCCGUAAUAAUAGCGCGUGCGACGCGAAACGCACCGAUCCACACGUCAUCGCGAAUCCUUACUCCAGCGCUCGCGCUCUCCAUCCGCCGUUUGGACGUCCGGAAGCUUUCGCAGUCCGCGUUCGGAACACGUUUUCGCGCCAUCAAAAAACCCCCGAGGAUCCCGGGCAAACAACGUUGUUUUUGAAUUCUCGUCGCGCUACAACACGAAUGCGUCUCACGUGCAUGACCGUGUUCCGUUGGUGACGCGCCGUUCGUUCGGACUAUCCGUUUCGGGUCCGCCAUCGCUGCUACCCCGUCACCCGUCCGUCACGAGAGCAACCAGACAGCACCGAGUUUUGCCGGUUUUCGCGCACCGUGUUGGUGUUGUUGACGUUCGCGUGAAUCUUCCGCGGAUUAAAAAUGGGGAAAUGUAAAUCUAUUUCAAGAAAUUCUCCGUGUGAAAAUUGUUUGAUAUGUACCAAAGUUACUAAGAUGCACGAAUUUAAUGACAUUCAUAAACUGUUGGUUGAAGUUGAGAUGUGGGAUUUAGAUAUUCCAAAUCAAUAUCAUUCUGAUAAGUGGAGUUAUGAAUGUCUUGUAUGUAAUUUUAAGACCAAUACAUUUAUUGAUUGGAAAUGUCAUAUUAUGUCUAUAUCUCAUUUAGCAGAUAGUCACAGGCUCAAAAAUUUGGUUUCACUUGUUGAUACUAAGAAAAAUAAUAAAAUGGUUAUAUAUGGAACAAACGAUUGUAUAAAUCAAUAUAAAAAAAAUCAUUCUGUAGGAAGCCAUUCAACUGGCAUACAAGCUCUUAUGUCUGAAGUUAUGAGAAGAUUUUUACUUAAACUUCCUCCAUUAUAUUAUUGUUCCCAUUGUAAAAAAUUUAGUAAUGAACCACUUCAUACAGAUAAGAAAUUGGUUGCUAGCCUAAAAGUACCCGUUGAAUAUUUUUGCAAGUCUUGUAGUGUUUAUUUUUAUUCUAGUCCUGAAAUGAUAGACUGUCAUUCUUUAACUGUUGAACAUUUGACUCUUAAGUGUUAUAAUCAUUUAUGUUCUAUUGCUAAGAUGAAUUCUAAAAAAAUGAAAUUAUCAGAAUCAGAACAAUUGGAUCAAUCUGAGAAAACUGAGAAUUUACCAAUAAUAGUAUUAAAUGGAUUCAUAAAAACUAGUAAAACAUUUGGUAAAUGUAAAUGUUGUGAUUCAUCAGUCAUUUGGAACAUGAAAUCAAUAGUGUCACAUUUGUCAAUUUGUCAAUACCGUAAUAAUUUGAAAGAAUUAAAUAUUUUUACAUCUUCAGUGUCUAUUUUUGAGUGUACUAUAUGCGAGUAUUCUACAGAAAUUUUUACUGAAUUUAUGAAGCAUAUCGUUACACAAAAACAUCUUUUAAUCUGCUACAAAAAUAAUUAUUAUUCCUUUUUUUGUAGAGAUUGCAAUUCACUUAUGUGUAGCUAUGCAUUUUCAAUAAUUAGUCAUUUGCUAGAAAAUCAUAAAAUUUGGAUAGAAAAAGUUCCUACAUUAUCUAAAUUUAUGAAAAAUGUCUUUAAAGAAUUUAAUAAAAAUCCAAAUAAAACUGAAAUUGUACAUUACCAUGGUGAUCAAGAUUCUAGUGCAUUAUCAAAAGUCUCAUUUCUAUGUUCUACUUGCAAAAUUAAAUUUCAUACUUCAAUUGAUGAUUAUAAUAUCCACAUGAUUACAAGUGAACAUAUUAUUUUAAAACUUAUGAGCCCAAAUAUAUCUGUGACUAUAAAGGACAAUUUUAAAACUACAGUUAAAAUUCCAGCUAUAAAAUCAAUAGUUCCAUUAAAUAAAAAACAUGUUUCUAUCAUUGUUGAUAGUAACAAACAGAAAAAUAAUGCUCUAAUAAAUAAAAAUCCAACAAAUUUUGAUGAUCCACUCCAGGGAAAUAUUAAAAAAUUGCAGAAGUUACUACCUGUGAACAAUAUUCUUCCUGACAAAUCAAAAAGUCCAGAAUCUAAUAACAAUAUUGAGUUGACACUUAGCCAGAGUCGAAACUCUAAUCAGUACACAAAGUAUUUUAAACAUAAAAUUAAGUUAUUAAAUUUAUUGAGACAGUAUAAAGAUCGUGUAUUGAACACUUUAUCAUACUGUUGUAUUGAAUGCGAUAUUAUAUGUGAAGAAAAACCUAUCUGGGACAAACAUAAUGAAACAAAACAUAUGAGUCAUAGUACUAGGACUACUAUAUUCUGUUCUACAUGCUCUAUGUUAAUUGUUGGCGAAAACGCUAAUGAUCAUAAUGGUACCAUGGAACACUGCAUUUUGUUGAAAUUUAUUCAAUCAUUGAAACCCGUUGAAGAAGAUUUAAUUCAAAAAACAAAAAUUAUGGAUACUGUUAAAAAUUCUACAUCUAUAAAUAAAGAGACAGAAAAGCAACAAUUGGAAAUGAAAAUUGUUGGUAGCACUAAAGAAUGUCAAUACCCUGUAAAAAGUAUUAAAAUCAAUGUUGGUAGUCAUACAACACAAAAAGCAUCACUUUUAAACAAGGAAAGUCUAGUUAUGAAUAACACCCUACCACCGAAAGAUAUGAAUGAUCAAAAUAAAUAUGAGAUAAACUCAAGAACUUCUAAUCCAGUAAAACUUAAUGAAAUUACAUCAACUCACAGUUAUUCUUUAAGUACAUCAUCAACUGUGGUAUAUCAGGAAGAUGUUGAAAUUAAGAAACACAAAAAUAUGAAUUGUAUAGAUAUAAUAAAUAAAGAUAACUUGACGCAUGAAGUGGAUAAGGAAAUUUUCUGUGAGCCACAUACUCAAAUCAAAACAGAAAUAUCAGAAGAUAUAGAACCAGACAAUAAAGUUGCAUCAAUUUCUAGCCUGUCAACUGCGCCAUUAUUGACCCAUGUAUCAAAUUUUUUUAAUACCGAACAGGCUAGUACAUUUAAUGAAGAUAAAGCAUAUGGUAAAUAUAUUACAAUGAGGCUUCAGCACUUCAAGGAUGAAACUGUUAAAAAAAAUAUCAUACUUGAGACAUUCAAUUUUAUUAAUAAGAAAGUAGUACCUGAACCAAUUGAUAAUGGAACACCAACGAAUGAAGGUCCAUUAAUAACUUAUAGUAACUUAUUAAAUCCGUCAUUGACAAAUAUGUUAAGUGAAAAUGUUGAUGGGAUUAAUCUUCAAGAAGAUUUAAAUUACGGGAAGUAUGUGACACUGAGACUUCGAAACAUAAAAAAUAAAAAAUUAAAACAAGAUAUUAAACUUGAAAUUGAUAAUAUAUUUUAUGUUAAAAUGAGACAAUCAGUUAUUUAGUUCUUAUAUUCAUUAAAUAGAUAUUUUUAUUUUAUUUUUUCAUUCAUAU
Messenger RNA from Sipha flava (yellow sugarcane aphid), 3386 nucleotides. RefSeq lists its product as uncharacterized. The record is from RefSeq and is a predicted model, not a curated record. Lineage: Eukaryota; Metazoa; Arthropoda; Insecta; Hemiptera; Aphididae. The coding region runs from base 500 to 3337 and encodes 945 amino acids. The transcript is spliced from 8 exons.